AUGGAGUGCAAUAAAGAAGACUUGGAACAACAACAUAUGCGUCGCUUAGCAUUUCUUGCUGUUGCAUUUUCAACAGUUGCAGUCAUCGCUGCUGUAAUCACCCUUCCAGCGUUACAUUCAUAUGUACAAUCAUUACAUAGUCACAUUACUGAUGAAACUGAAUACUGUAAGUCACGUUCAAGUGAUAUGCUUGCUGAAAUGUCUGGACUACAAAUGGCGAGUUUCCGACGCCCAAAACGUGAAUGGACUUUUGGUCAAUGGAUACCAACAAAUGGCAAUGGUCAUUUAGAAUAUGGAAGUGCCUCUGCUGCUGUGAUUAAUGCAGAAUUCAAUAAUGCUUGCUGUACUUGCAACCAGGGACCAGCAGGACUUCCUGGGCCAGAUGGAGACUGUGGUAAAGAUGGUGAAGAUGGAAUAAGUGGUAAGAAUGGAAAAAAUGGUGCUGAUGCAGAGAUUAAACCAGCACCACAUGUCGAUCUUUGUCUUAUAUGUCCUUCAGGACGUCCUGGAUUACCUGGAAAUGUAGGGCCAAAAGGACCGCCAGGACCAAAAGGUACUCCUGGAGACCCACCAAGAGACGGCGUGAACGGCGAAGUGGGAACAUCAGGACAACCCGGAGCCACGGGACGACUUGGAAGAAUGGGACCACCUGGAACUCGAGGUGCACCAGGACGCAUAAUUUACAUGACCGGGCCUCAAGGACUGCCUGGUUUUCAAGGUGUGCAGGGGCCAUUAGGUUCUCAAGGUAUUCCAGGACCAGAUGGGCAAUCUUUCCCAGGAGCUCCUGGAUUGCCAGGAGAUCCAGGACAGCCAGGACAAGAAGGUAAACCUGGACAAAUUGGUCAAAAAGGGAUGCCUGGUGAACCUGGAGAACGUGGAACAUGCAAACAUUGUCCUAACAAGUUUCUUUUUAGCUGGUAG
Messenger RNA from Thelazia callipaeda (thelaziosis nematode), 921 nucleotides. The record is from the annotation of a GenBank genome assembly. NCBI's taxonomy places the organism in Eukaryota, Metazoa, Nematoda, Chromadorea, Rhabditida, Thelaziidae.